Molecule: messenger RNA, 2577 nt
Organism: Rubroshorea leprosula
Lineage: Eukaryota; Viridiplantae; Streptophyta; Magnoliopsida; Malvales; Dipterocarpaceae
Source: the annotation of a GenBank genome assembly
AAACCCUAACCAUCUAAUUCAUCCCCAAAUUUCAUUGAUACAACAGUGGAAGCCCCAAUCUUUACUUGGGCUCGAUCUCGAAGUUCAUGUCCUCUCAGAUGAACUCCUGAAAUUGUAGCCUGACGCGGUUACUGGGUGGUGCUUCAGAAGAACCCUAGAUACUAAGCCUCUGUUCUGCGGUCUUGUCUUUUUGUUGCUUCGAUUAUUCAGUUUUGGCGAUGGCCUCGCGCAAUCAGAACAGGCCACCUUCGAAUCGCCCCGCUAAGAAGGAUGCUGGGGCUUAUGAUAAUCAAUUAGACAAGCGGCGGAAGGUUGAGGCUGGGAAAAGGGUGGGACCUACAGUCGGCGGUCGACCACGGCAACCAUUUGCUGCUGUUACCAAUGAGCAAGAAGCUGCCGCUGAUGUGGGUAGUACUGAGGAGUGUGGGAAUGAGUUUACCAAAGAAAAAGUUGAGGCUUUGUUGAAUGAAAAGCCAAAAGCAAGCAAGUUUGAUCUCAAGAGGAAACUUGAAAGUUUAACGGAACUCAAUGAAAGGCUCAAGCGCUGUAUCAGAUGGUUCCAGCAAGGUGAUGAGAACCAUCUCAUUGAGAAGGAGAAACUUCGCAAUGAACUAGACUCUGCCGAGAAAAGGUGCACUGAGGGAGAGUUGGAGAUGAAGACUAAGGAGGCAGAGUUUACUACACUUAUCUCAGAUUUAAGGAAAAAUAAUGCUUCUCUAAUGGAGAAACUGUCCACGGAAGAGGCAGAAAAGCUAGAUGCAAUUGACCGUUAUAGACGAGAAAAUGAAGCCAGGAUUGCUGCUGAAAAGUGUAAAGCUUCUUUGUUAGAAGAGCUAGGAAAAGCACAGCAAGAGAUAACAGCUGUUAAUGAGAGGGCAGCCUCACUAGAGAAUGCACACAACAGACAGCAAGAAUAUGUCCUUAGCCUUCAACAGUUCAGUUCCAAGCUCAGCAAUGAACUCGAAACAGCCCGUGAGUCACUUAGUCGGUUGGAAAAAGAGAAACUGACUAUAGUACAGAAUCUUAGCACUUUAAGGGGUCAUUGCAGUUCAUUGCAGGAACAAUUAUCCUUGUCCAGAGCUUCACAGGAUGAUGCUGUUAAUCAGAAAGAGACAUUACUGACUGAAGUUAAAUGCCUCCGUGGGGAGUUACAACAAGUAAGAGAUGAUCGUGAUCGUCAAGUGAUGCAGGUGCAGGCCUUAACUGCUGAAAUAGUCAAAUACAAAGAGUCUACUGGAAAAUCCUUGGCUUCUUUGGAUAAUUUGACAACAAAAACAAAAUCCCUGGAGGAGACAUGUUCUUCCCAGAGGGAGCAAAUACAGGUAUUGGAGCUUCAGUUAGCUGCAGCAAAUGAGAAACUAAAGGUAUAUAUGUUGGUCAAUUUAUCAUGACAAAAAUAUCCUUUUACAUUUGACAAAGUGUUUACACAUGAGGCUUCUCAGCAAGAUGUUUUUGUAGAAAUCUCACAGUUAGUACAGAGUGCACUUGAUGGAUAUAAGGUCUGCAUAUUUGCUUAUGGACAGACUGGUUCUGGCAAGACUUACACCAUGAUGGGAAGGCCAGAGGCUUCAGAACAGAAAGGAUUAAUUCCACGUUCACUGGAACAGAUUUUCCAAAGCAGUCAGUCCCUUCAAUCACAGGGAUGGAAAUACAAAAUGCAGGCCUCAAUGUUGGAAAUCUACAAUGAAACCAUCCGUGAUUUGUUGUCAACUCAUCGAUUGUGUGGUUCAGACCAAACACGUCCAGAAAAUGGUGUUUCUACAAAGCAAUACACCAUUAAACAUGAUGCAAAUGGGAAUACACAUGUCAGCGACCUCACUAUUGUUGAUGUUGGCAGCAUUACUGAAAUCUCCUCACUUUUACACCAGGCUGCUCAAAGCAGGUCUGUGGGAAAGACACAAAUGAAUGAGCAGUCAUCAAGAAGCCAUAUGGUCUUUACAUUGCGAAUAUCUGGGGUGAACGAGAGCACGGAGCAACAAGUCCAGGGCAUCUUAAACUUAAUUGAUCUUGCUGGAAGUGAGAGACUAUCAAGGAGUGGGGCAACUGGGGAACGUUUGAAGGAGACCCAGGCCAUCAAUAAGAGUUUGUCUUGUUUGAGUGACGUUGUAUUUGCACUGGCAAAGAAAGAAGACCAUGUACCUUUCCGGAACUCCAAAUUAACAUAUCUCCUUCAGCCGUGUCUAGGUGGGGAUUCCAAAACCUUGAUGUUUGUAAACAUUUCCCCUGAUCCGACUUCAGUUGGUGAGUCACUGUGCUCCCUCCGAUUUGCUGCUAGGGUUAAUGCCUGUGAGAUUGGAGUCCCUCGCCGCCAGAUGACUUUGCGACCAGCAGAUUCCAGACUAAGCUAUGGCUAAAAUCGUUGGUUUGUAGUAAGAGCAACAAAAUAUGGUUCUAGUGUGUGUAAUAACAGUGCCUUGGAUAUGUACCAUCAUUUGUAGAGCAGCUGCUUGGGUUUGCUAAUUUGUAUUCUUAUUAAAUUUAUGUCGUUAUUGGCUCGUCUCUUGACAGACAGGUUGGAUUUGGCUCCGUGUUGUAUGAGAAGAUUCGUCAUUUGUUGAAUACACAGAAACAAAGAAU